AUGUUCAAACAGAGAAAUAAUUUAUCGCUUUGAUGGAUAUUACAGGGUGGAAAUUAUCACGUUUAAGACUUGCUCAGGAAUUGUAAAGGCAAUUGGAGUAGUAAUUUGUUUAACGGGAGCUAUGGUUAUUGCAUUUUACAAGGGCCCUCAUUUGAACUCAUUCAUCCAUCAUCAUCCAAUUCUCCAUGGAAGUAGUCAGAAUGAUUCUAAAAUUACUCACAAAAAAUGGAUAAUUGGUACUUUUCUCAUGGUGUUGGCUGCAUUUUGUUGGUCUUCAUGGCUAGUGUUAUUGGGAAUAAUAUUGAAGGAAUAUCCAUCAUGGAUUUGGUCCACUGUUCUUUUGAACCUCUUCAGUACAAUUCAAUGCUUUAUUGUUGCCAUUACAACCGAGAGGAAUUUGAACAAGUGGAAGCUACACUGGGAUGAAGAACUUCUUGGAGUAGUAUACGGUGGUGUGUUGGUGUCGGCACUUGUGUUAUACUUGCAAACUUGGUGCAUUCACAAAAGAGGCCCUGUUUUCGUGGCGAUGUUCUCCCCCUUGGCGCUUUUGAUCGCCGCUGCGGCCUCCUCCUUCCUCUUAGGAGAAGUCAUAAACCUUGGAAGUGUUCUAGGUGGAGCUUUCAUGGUUGUAGGCCUUUACUGUGUUCUAUGGGGGAAAAGUAGAGAAAGAAAGAACAUGAAUUCAAGUGUUGAGGAUGCAAAGGAUAGCAUCUCGAUCGAAAGUAGAGGUUGCAUAGUGAAGUAGGUGACUUUUUGUCAGCAUUUGUUAUGAAACAAGCCAAUAAGGUAACAUUCCUGUAUGUGGCGUCGUUAAAAAAUGAGGUAAAUUUAUGUGU
This is a messenger RNA of Asparagus officinalis (garden asparagus), 836 nucleotides long. RefSeq names its product WAT1-related protein At5g64700-like. Gene Ontology annotation, cellular component: plasma membrane. The record is from RefSeq and is a predicted model, not a curated record. The transcript is spliced from 4 exons. The coding region runs from base 122 to 745 and encodes 207 amino acids. Gene Ontology annotation, molecular function: transmembrane transporter activity. NCBI's taxonomy places the organism in Eukaryota, Viridiplantae, Streptophyta, Magnoliopsida, Asparagales, Asparagaceae.